This is a messenger RNA of Pteronotus mesoamericanus, 957 nucleotides long. It is a transcript of the gene TMEM121, whose product is annotated as transmembrane protein 121. The record is from RefSeq and is a predicted model, not a curated record. The coding region runs from base 1 to 957 and encodes 318 amino acids. NCBI's taxonomy places the organism in Eukaryota, Metazoa, Chordata, Mammalia, Chiroptera, Mormoopidae. The transcript has a single exon.
AUGGUGUUGCCGCCCCCGGACCGGCGCCACGUGUGCCUGACCACGCUGGUGAUCAUGGGCAGCAUGGCGGUCAUGGACGCCUACCUGGUGGAGCAGAACCAGGGGCCGCGCAAGAUCGGCGUGUGCAUCAUCGUGCUGGUGGGCGACGUGUGCUUCCUGCUGGUGCUGCGCUACGUGGCCGUGUGGGUGGGCGCCGAGGUGCGGACAGCCAAGCGCGGCUACGCCAUGAUCCUCUGGUUCCUCUACAUCUUCGUGCUGGAGAUCAAGCUCUACUUCAUCUUCCAGAACUACAAGGCUGCGCGGCGUGGUGCGGCCGACCCGGUGGCGCGCAAGGCGCUGACGCUGCUGCUGUCGGUCUGCGUGCCCGGCCUCUUCCUGCUGCUCGUCGCGCUCGACCGCAUGGAGUACGUGCGCACCUUCCGCAAGCGCGAGGACCUGCGCGGCCGCCUCUUCUGGGUGGCGCUGGACCUGCUGGACCUGCUGGACAUGCAGGCCAACCUGUGGGAGCCGCCGCGCACGGGGCUGCCGCUGUGGGCCGAGGGCCUCACCUUCUUCUACUGCUACAUGCUGCUGCUGGUGCUGCCGUGUGUGGCGCUCAGCGAGGUCAGCAUGCAGGGCGAGCACAUCGCACCGCAGAAGAUGAUGCUCUACCCGGUGCUCAGCCUCGCUACCGUGAACGUGGUGGCCGUGCUGGCGCGCGCCGCCAACAUGGCGCUCUUCCGGGACAGCCGCGUCUCGGCCAUCUUCGUCGGCAAGAACGUGGUGGCGCUGGCCACCAAGGCCUGCACCUUCCUCGAGUACCGCCGCCAGGUGCGCGACUUCCCGCCGCCCGCGCUCGCCCUGGAGCUGCAGCCGCCGCCCUCGCAGCGCAACUCGAUGCCGCCGCCCCCGCCGCUGCAUGGCCCUCCAGGCCGCCCCCGCGGGCCCUCGCCCACGCGCGAUGCACUGGACACGUGA